Messenger RNA from Nematocida minor, 1140 nucleotides. RefSeq lists its product as uncharacterized. The record is from RefSeq and is a predicted model, not a curated record. The transcript has a single exon. Lineage: Eukaryota; Fungi; Microsporidia. The annotation marks the transcript as partial.
UUAUAUGGAGGAGAUAGACCAACUGAGCUUAUGUCUGAUUUCCACAGUAAAUUAAUUAAAAGAGAUGAUCAACUAAUUGAAUUCAAGACUCUUCUUGUACUUAAUGAAAUCAUAAAGCUAAAUCCCUUUGUAUACAAGAAAGAGCAUGGCAUACGCAGAAAGAAAGAAGAAGUAAACUAUAUAAAUUUUUUUUAUGGUAGCAGGUUUAAUCUAGACACAAGAGAAUGCACACUGGAGAUCGAUGAUGUAAAAAACUUGAAAAGCAUAGCCAAAUACACCUCAGAGAGCCUGAAUAGACACAAUCUCUCGUAUGUUUCUGGGCUGGUGAGUUUAUUGAAUCUGGCUGCUCUAAAAGAGUUCAUGCCCGUAGAAGAAUACUACACACUAGACUAUCUAUACACAAACAAAUACAAAUACUCUGGCAAGACAUUGGUAGACUACGGGCUGGACCUUAUUCAAGAAAAGUACCACAAAAUUAAAGAAAUAAGAGAUGCCUCCAAUGACCAUGAUAAACUAAAGGAGAUAGCUGAUCAAAUUAGCGGGCUGUUCGUCUCCGAUGAAGAAUUAAAAAUAGUUCUUUCCAUUGGCCAGAACAUAAAACAAAUUAGAAAAGAGAAGGAAAUACACAGCUGCAUGAUCGAUGCAAUAGAGUACAUGAUGGAUGAUACCGAUAUCUUAGGUAAAAAAGACGAGCCAAAAACAGCGAAGAUAGAGAGUGAUUUGAGCAAUUUUGAUAAAGACUACAUAAGCGGUGCCACAGGCUUGAAUAAAACAGUAAGCGAAAGAAGAAGUAAGUUGACUAAAAAAAGACGAAUGCUGGAAGAAGAAAAAAUAGAGUGCGAAGAAAAGAGAAUACAAAAGCUACAAAAGAAAACUAGCAGCACCUCGAAUGUUUCAGACCAAAAUGAAAGUCGCACUGUUGCGGAUAUAGAAAAUGAUAUGGUGCUGUUGGACUGGGAUUUAGAAAAAGAAGCCUUGCAGUACUCCAAUGUCUGCAAGCUUCUAAGCAGAUUAAGUCUUUUAUCUGACAUAAGCCCAAUCCAAAAAGAAUACAUAGUUAAAAAUAUAGAAGAGUUUGUUCAAAUGAGAGAUGCAACAAUGAGAGAUGCGAAAAUGAGUAAAGUGCAAGAGAUAGAAGAA